UGCAGGAGUCCCACAGUUUGUAGCAGAAGAAGCUAGUCACCAUGUCUCAGCUGGAGAAUGCCAUGGCGAUGAUAAUGCAAGUGUUUGACAAGUAUGCCAGUACUGAUGGCAAGAAGCAGACUCUGACCAAGGCUGAGCUGAAGACAAUGAUGGAGAAGGAGCUUCCAGCAUUUCUGAAGGCUGCCAAGAACCAGGAUGAGGCUGACAAGCUGAUGAAGGCCCUGGAUCACAACGGAGACUCAAAGGUGGACUUCAACGAGUUUGUCAUCCUCGUGGCAGCUCUGACCUGCGCCUGUCACAACCGCUGACCUAGACUCCUCGCAAAACAUCGACUGCAACCUGAUUGGCAGUUUUUUUACACAUUUGUAACAGUGCUCUUAAAAAAAGUCAAUUGUUUACAUAAAAU
Lepisosteus oculatus (spotted gar) is the source of this 406-nucleotide messenger RNA. RefSeq names its product protein S100-P. Gene Ontology annotation, molecular function: calcium ion binding; calcium-dependent protein binding; transition metal ion binding. The record is from RefSeq and is a predicted model, not a curated record. NCBI's taxonomy places the organism in Eukaryota, Metazoa, Chordata, Actinopteri, Semionotiformes, Lepisosteidae.